AUGGUUGGCCUACUACUUUCGUCGUCUGAUGACGUAAACCCCAACGACAAUGGACUAUUCCAUACGAAUAAAGGAAAGCCGCGACUGAGUGAUCCUGAACAGAAAGUAUUGGGGAGAGAGCAGUUGCCCUUACGUGAUCUUCAAUAUCUUCAAUCACGAGCAGACAAAUCGAUCGAGCAUGAUAUUGAGGACAUUGAAUGGCCUCAAGAUGUCAAGUUCGAUCAAGUGGUUGAAUCUGCGUGGGCAAUACUUCUGUCUUGGUAUGGGGAGGCAACUGAUACUGUCUUCGAUGUUGCAUUGCCAGUAUCAAGAAUCGAACAACAACUUUCUGGACCCACAACCGUAACCGUUCGUGUUGCGAUUGAAGCAGACAUGACUCUAAGUGCAUUACAACACCAAACGAGGUUACCAAAACUGGCGGGAUCACCGACCACUCAAGGCAUUGGCGAGGAGGCUGACCUGGGCUGGCAAUCUCAAUCAUUGCUAAUGGUACAAUCCACCGUUGAGGCAGAUGAGGCACCGAUCUUCGACGAAGGAAUAGAGUCGAACACAUACGCCGUCACUUUAUACUGCGACGUAAGAGAUACUUCUGUAUUCGUGAACAUGGCCUUCGAUUCGACAGUGCUCGGCGAACAGGUCGCAUUACGGGUCGUGGACCACUUCGGUCACAUAUUGCGUCAGGUCUGCCGUGCUGACAUUGCCCGUACGAAAAUCAGUGAUCUAGACGCGAUGACUGCAGAAGACCUACGCCAAGUCUGGACGUGGAACGCGAAGGUACCAGAAGAGGCAAACGGCUGCGUUCAUGAUUUAUUUUCACAGAGCGUUUCUCGAUAUCCACACAAUACCGCCAUCAGUGCCUGGGAUGGCGAGUUGACCUACGCUCAGUGGGACAAGCUCUCAACCCAACUGGCACAUCGCCUCAUCCACAAGGGGGUUCGUCCUGGAGAUGUGCUCCCAUUGGUUUUUGAAAAGUCCAUGUGGGUGCCAGUUUCUCAAUUUGCUGUCAUGAAGGCAGGUGCCGCGUCUGUGGUGAUCGAUCCUUCGCAGACCAAGGAACGCAUCAAGACGAUGAUCGAUAUUGUAGGGCCUGGCCUUAUCCUAUGUGCUCCUUCAACAGCUCCUCUAGUUUCUCUCAUUACGGAAAGAGAACCAUUCGUGGUGCAGCAAGAGACUGUAUCAGAGUUGCUGGAGAAAAGACAAAAUGGAGGCCUUGGGACAACAUUGCCCAUCGUCAAGCCGAGCGACCUGCUCUAUGUCGUGUUCACUUCCGGCACCACAGGUAACCCAAAAGGUGCGGCAAUAACACAUGCGAACUUCACAUCGGCAAUCAAGCAUCAGAACAAGUACUUGAAUUUCAAACCGACAGCAAGAGUUGCAGGUUUCUGCUCGUACGCCUUUGAUGUAUCAUGGUCCGAUUUCAUCCACACACUCGCGGCGGGAGCUUGCCUAUGCAUACCAUCAGAGCACGACAGAAAGCAUGACUUCAUUGGAUACAUGAUCAAGAAUGAGGUGACCUUUGUACACCUUACACCCUCGGUCGCCGCGAUUCUGGACUUGGACAAAGUGCCAACACUUGACACGGUUGCCCUUAUCGGAGAGGUCGUAGACUUCGAUAAGUUGCCACAGCUUCGAAACAUUGAAACCACGAUCAUCACAUACGGGCCGGCCGAGUGUACCGUGACUACAACAGGAGUCAUCAAUAAGGGUGGCACUACUAAGGCUACCAUUGGAUGGGCGCUUGGAUCAACCACCUGGAUCGCUGACCCAAACAAAGAUGCCCUUACUCCCGUCGGGUUGGUCGGAGAGUUGCUUCUAGAAGGGCCAUUGGUUGGAGCUGGAUAUCUGAAUAAUCCCGAGAAGACAGCAGCUGCCUUCAUUGAGGAUCCAAUUUGGUUACUACGAGGUGGUGCACGAGUGGAAGGCCGUCGUGGACGUCUUUAUCGAACAGGAGACCUGGUACGCUACACUCCGGAUGGUGAACUGAUCUACCUCGGGAGAAAAGAUACCCAGGUCAAGAUUCAUGGACAGCGCACGGAGUUAGGCGACGUUGAGCAUCAUAUCUGUCGAGUUCUGAAUUCGAUGCCGGCUGUGGCUGAUAUUGUCGCCGAAGUUGUCACGCCAAAAGUUACCCAACGUCCGAUGUUGGUAGCCUUUUUACUCAUGCCCACAACAAACCCUGAACAAUUGGGUAAAAAGGUUGCCCUGAUUAUCGAAAUGCUGGAAAGACAAAUGCCCCACCAGGUGCCACCUCACAUGAUCCCAAGUGCAUAUAUUCCAAUGACCGACCUGCCAAGGGGGUUAACAGGAAAGACAGACCGGAGAGCACUUCGUGAAAUGGGUGCUAAAUUGGACCGCAAAGCUCUUGCAUCUUUGUACGAUGCCAAUCCUGCACAGCACAUCGAACCCACUACCGAAGCUGAGAUACAGCUCAGGGAUCUUUGGGCGUCCGUACUUAAUAUUCCAGCGAGCGACAUUGGGACACAAGACAACUUCUUGCGCCUUGGUGGUGAUUCGAUUGCCGCCAUACGGCUAGCAACUGAUCUCGGACGAAAGGGGAUGUGGUUGACGGUCCCCGAUAUUUACAGUCAGCCACAGCUCAGUGAGAUGGCCAAGCUCAUGUCUCGAGGCCAGGCAGUAGCCCCGGAAUCUGUUCAACCAUUUUCCUUAUUGAAGGCCGAGAUGGACAGGGAUGACACUUGUCGCCAAGUAGCAGAGCUUUGCUCCGUCGGCGCUUGGCAUGUGGAGCCUUCACAGAUCGAGGAUAUAUUCCCGUGCACAGCGCUUCAGGAGGGCCUUUUGGCCAUGACGGCGAGGAGCCCGGGCAAAUACGUGGGCCACCAGAUUACCGAGCUGAAGCCAGAGGUUGACAUAAUAAGGCUCCAGCGGGCAUGGCAAAACGUCUCUGAAAAAGCUUCUAUACUUCGAACCCGCAUUGUAGACCUGCCGGGCCAGGGCCUAGUACAGGUUGUCCUUAAAGAGGAAUUGCAAUGGCAGACCUUCUCCUCUUUGAAUGAAUAUCAUCAGAGCAGAAAGAACACCGACAAAGAAUCGCAGGAAGAUGUUGUCGAAACUACUGCGAUGGGCCUGGGCACCCCCUUAUCACGUUUCGCAAUCGUACAUGACGAAGCGGCAGGCAAGAAAUACUUAGCGUUGACACAUCAUCAUGCGACGUACGACGGCUGGUCCGUCCCACUUUUGCAAAAAGAGGUGGAAAAGGCGUAUGCGGAUGGGGAAGCAGGACUAUCCUCACUUCCGCUGCAAAGCUUUGUGAACUAUGUCAUGAAACAACAUGGCGAAGAGGGGACCACUUUCUGGAAGCGACAAUUUGCUGGCGUAGAAGCAUUGCCGUUUCCUGCCCUCCCCGCCAAGACGUACGAGCCAAAGCCAGAUAAGGUCAUCCACCACUCGACCGAUAGCAUUCGCUGGGCCACUUGCGGUGUCACGCCCUCUUCCAUGCUUCGUACAGCUUGGGCAACACUCAUAUCAUGGUACGUGGAUUCUCCAGAUGUAACAUUUGGAGCUGUUGUGUCGGGCCGUCAAGCUCCCGUGCCAGGAAUCGAGGACGUGGCAGGCCCUACCAUCGCCACUGUCCCACUCCGAAUCCUGGUCCGCGGAACCGUCGACGAACUGUUGCAUCAGGUACAAGGACAGGCGAUGGAGAUGAUCCCAUUCGAGCAGUACGGUCUGCAGCACAUUCGUCAAAUCAGCCAGGAGGCGAAAUACGCCUGUGACUUCCAGACACUUUUGUUGGUCCAUCCAUCAGUCGAAGGAGGGACAGUCGAGAGCCUGGUUCUUGAGGAAGGUCUUAAUGACGAAGAAACAGGAUCUGGCUCAGAAAACACAUAUGCCAUGAUGCUUACCUGCCAAACAUCGGAGUCAAAGUUGGAUAUGCAACUGAGCUUCGACUCGACCGUUGUCCAGGAAGAAGCUGCAGUACGACUCCUUCAGCAGCUAGAGCAUAUAUUGGGUCAAAUGACCUCUGUUGAUGGCUCGACAAACAUAGACAAUCUCAACAGACUCAGCGAGCGUGACCUGCAUGACAUAUGGAAAUGGAACGCAGUAGUGCCGGAGAGCGUUGAGGACUGUGUCCACAAUGUGUUUGCCCAGAGGGUCGCCGAAACUCCCGAAGCACCCGCCGUGUGCGCAUGGGAUGGUGAGCUGACAUAUCUCCAACUUGAUCAAUUUUCCACGUUGCUGGCGGGCCGCCUCAUCAGCUUGGGGCUCGGAGUUGGACCAGGUGCUAUUGUGCCACUGUGUUUUGAAAAGUCAGUAUGGGUGCCAGUUGCAAUAUUUGCAGUCAUGAAAGCCGGCGCUGCGUCUGUUGCUUUGGACACAACAUUGCCUCGCUCCCGGCUGGAGAGUAUUGUCAGCCAACUAUCAGCCAAGGUGAUGCUGACCUCGAAGUCUUGUGCAAAGCUUGCGGCCGAUAUCACCGAUGCCCCAACAAUGGAAGUGGGAGGUGAUUGGAGAAAUGUCGAGCAGGUAUUUCAACAGAUUCCCAUUCCAAGAAUGCCGACAGUUAGCCCAUCAUCGCCCCUUUAUAUCGUCUUUACCUCCGGAAGCACAGGCGCUCCGAAGGGGGCGACCGUCACGCAUGGCAAUUUCUGCAGCGCCAUCCGACAUCAACAACCAGACCUCGGGUUCGAAAGGUCAUCGAGAGUUUUCGAUUAUACCUCAUAUGCCUUCGACGUUGCAUGGUCCAAUGUGCUGCACACACUAACCGUGGGUGCGUGUCUCUGCAUUCCCUCGGAGGACGAACGUACCGCCGACAUCAACGGCUCCAUCAACCGGCUGCAGGCAAAUUUCAUCCAUCUUACACCAACCGUUGGGCGCUUGCUCGAUCCUACAGCCUUGAACGGUCUCACAAAAGUUUUGUUCAUUGGAGAGGCGCUCAAGGCUAGUGAUGUCGCCAAAUGGGAGGCUUCUGGUGCCAAAAUCUACAAUACAUACGGCCCUGCUGAAUGCACCGUCACGAGCACAGUUGAGAGAGUCCGAAAGGGAGAGCCUGAUAUUAGAGUCGGUGACCCCGGGAUCGGCAAAGGUACUGGCGCGUUGGUUUGGGUAGUCCAACCUCGUGCGCCUGACAGGUUGGCUGCUAUCGGGACCAUAGGCGAGUUGUGGCUCGAGGGACCGAUUGUUGGUGCAGGCUAUCUGAAUAAUCCUGAGAAGACAGCCAGUGCAUUUGUCGAGGACUCCAAAUGGCUAUUGAAUGGAAUUCCUGGACGAGUACCAGGUCGCCGUGGGCGACUCUACAGGACGGGUGACUUGGUCUACUAUAACCCAGAUGGCUCUCUCCAAUUUGUUGGGCGAAACGAUACUCAGAUCAAGAUCAACGGCCAACGAAUGGAGUUGGGAGAGGUCGAAUACCACGUUCGUCAAAUACUUCCUACCAAGGCGGUCCCACAGAUCGUGGUAGACGUAAUCACCCCGGACGCUACUCGGACCCAGACUCUGGCGGUGUUCUUGGUCAUGUCCGACGACGACUGUGACAGAGUUGAGGUAACUGUGCCGAUGAUAGCAAACAUUCGAAAGGAGCUGUCGAAAUUGCUCCCCUCGUACAUGGUUCCCGGCGUAUACAUCCCUAUUCCCCUUGCAAAGCUGCCGAUGACAGCAACAGGGAAGACGGAUAGAAAAGGUGUUCGCGAACUUGGCAGAACCUAUAGCCCACCAGUGCCUUCAUCUGCAGACACGCCGACUUCUGCUGAUACACUAACCAAUACGGAAGAAGCCUUGAGGAGUAUCUGGGCUGACCUACUUAAUAUCAAGCCUGAUCUUAUCGCUGCAGGUCAUAGCUUCUCUGAGGUUGGGGGCGAUUCAAUCAAGACCAUGUCACUGGCUAUGGUAAUACGGAAGCAAUUCGACAUCAACAUUGGGGUACCACGGUUGGUCAGACAGCAGAAUAGCUUGCGUGAACUGGCCACCCUGAUCGACAACCUGUUGCACGGCCAGUCGGUUGAGGAGCCGACGCAGCCGACACCGACUGACCUGGAGCGUGAGAUAGACUUACUGGUGGACAAGAUCGACUUUGACCGUACCGCUAUUGGGCCAACGGUCUUCCUCACUGGAUCAACCGGGUUCCUAGGAACUCAAAUUCUUCAUUACACACUCACAAAGCGGGUAUUCAACAGGGUCGUGCUACUUGUACGUGGUCUUGGCGAACAGAAGGGGCUAGACCGGGUGAUCAAGACGGCCAAGAUCGCUGGGUGGUGGAAGGAAUCGUUUGCUUCCGCAAUUGAAGUCUGGGAUGGAGAUCUCUCGGCUGAAAGACUGGGCCUGAACGAUUCACAAUGGAGCGCGUUGUGCGGCCGUCCAAGUGCACAUGGUACUAUCGAUGCGAUUAUCCACAACGGUGCCAGGGUGCAUUGGACUACGAGCUACGAGGGGUUGAAAGACGUGAACGUUGGUUCUACGAUACAACUUCUGAAAGCCGCAAUGGCCUCUUCUUUCCUGAAGAGUUUUGUUUACGUCUCGGGUGGUCUCAUCACGGAUAGCCGAACCUGGACCGAGGAAGAGGCCAGGAUAGCCAACGGAUACGAUCAAACGAAGUAUGUGUCGGAAAGACUGGUGAGUACCGCUGCUACACAGUUUGGCAAACAAGGCACGAUAUUCUCGGUCGUCAAACCGGGGCAGAUUAUUGGGGACGUGUACACAGGUGUAGCCAAUGCCGACGAUUUCUUGUGGAGGGUCGUGAUGGGCGCGGUCCGGCUUGGAGCCCGCCCAGUCGACUCAGAGACAUCGUGGCUCUCGGUGUCGGAUGUUCGUCACGUCACAGAGUCCAUUCUAUGGCAGGCAGCAGGGAAGGGUUACGAGGAUUUCGUCCACAUCAAGAGGGGAGUAUGGGUCAGUGCCUUCUGGGCUGCCGUCGAGGACCAAAUCCAGCUGCAACUCCGACCGGUCUCGUGGGCCGAGUGGAUUAAGCUUGCCCACGAGGACAUGGCUAGGGAGCAAGAACAGCAUCCGCUAUGGCCGGUGCAGCAGUUUCUAGGCGCUCUCGGCACUGAGAUUGAAGUCACUGAUCAUGAAAAUGAUGAAUCGGACAUGCGAGAGGUGCUUGCUGCCGCGCGACAGAACAUUGAGUACCUUCGAGGCAAGGGUUUCUUGGAAACCACCGGCAGACAGACGAUGAAUGGAAAGGUAAUAACGAGGACCCGGGAUGUACCUAUGAUGAGUGUGAAAACUGUUAGCGCCUGA
Molecule: messenger RNA, 7191 nt
Organism: Aspergillus caelatus
Lineage: Eukaryota; Fungi; Ascomycota; Eurotiomycetes; Eurotiales; Aspergillaceae
Exons: 1
Coding region: 1-7191 (2396 amino acids)
Biological process (GO): secondary metabolite biosynthetic process; amino acid activation for nonribosomal peptide biosynthetic process
Cellular component (GO): cytoplasm
Molecular function (GO): phosphopantetheine binding; catalytic activity
Source: RefSeq, a predicted model, not a curated record